GCCGGCCGCGGCGGCCGCGGCGAUGCCGACAAGCAGGUCGGGGAAGUUUCCCGCCGGCCUCGGCCGCGGGCCCCCGUGCUCGCAGGUGUAGCGCCGCCGCGCGGCACGGGCGCCGGGAGCCUCCAGCAUGACCCGCCGGAGCCCGUGGGACGCGAACGAGGCCAACGUCGAAGACGGGGAGAUCCGCGUCAACGUAGGGGGCUUCCGGAGGCGGCUGCGCUCGCACACGCUGCUGCGCUUCCCGGAGACGCGCCUGGGCCGCCUGCUGCUCUGCCGCUCGCGCGAGGCCAUCCUGGAGCUCUGCGACGACUACGACGACGCGCAGCGCGAGUUCUACUUCGACCGCAACCCCGAGCUGUUCCCCUACGUGCUGCACUUCUACCACACCGGCAAGCUGCACGUCAUGGCGGAGCUGUGCGUCUUCUCCUUCAGCCAGGAGAUCGAGUACUGGGGCAUAAACGAGUUCUUCAUCGACUCCUGCUGCAGCUACAGCUACCACGGCCGCAAAGUGGAGCCGGAGCAGGAGAAGUGGGACGAGCAGAGCGACCAGGAGAGCACCACGUCCUCCUUCGAUGAGAUCCUGGCUUUCUACAGCGACGCCUCCAAGUUCGAUGGGCAGCCGCUGGGCAACUUCCGCAGGCAGCUGUGGCUGGCGCUGGACAACCCCGGCUACUCGGUCUUGAGCAGGAUCUUCAGUGUCUUGUCUAUCCUGGUGGUGCUGGGGUCCAUCAUCACCAUGUGCCUGAAUAGCCUGCCGGACUUCCAGAUACCUGACAGCCAGGGCAACCCUGGAGAGGACCCCAGGUUCGAAAUUGUGGAGCAUUUCGGCAUUGCCUGGUUCACGUUUGAGCUGGUGGCCAGGUUUGCUGUGGCCCCUGACUUCCUCAAGUUUUUCAAGAACGCCCUAAACCUCAUUGACCUCAUGUCCAUCGUCCCCUUUUACAUCACUCUGGUAGUGAAUCUGGUGGUGGAGAGUACACCGACCUUGGCCAACUUGGGCAGGGUGGCCCAGGUCCUGAGGCUGAUGAGGAUUUUUCGCAUCUUGAAGCUGGCUAGACACUCCACUGGCCUCCGCUCCCUGGGGGCCACCCUGAAAUACAGCUACAAAGAAGUAGGGCUGCUCUUGCUCUAUCUCUCUGUGGGGAUUUCUAUCUUCUCCGUUGUGGCCUACACCAUUGAAAAGGAGGAGAAUGAGGGCCUCACCACCAUCCCCGCCUGCUGGUGGUGGGCCACCGUCAGUAUGACCACUGUGGGAUAUGGGGAUGUGGUCCCAGGAACUACGGCAGGGAAGCUGACCGCCUCUGCCUGCAUCCUGGCAGGUAUCCUGGUGGUGGUGCUGCCCAUCACCUUGAUCUUCAAUAAGUUCUCCCACUUUUAUCGGCGCCAAAAGCAACUUGAGAGUGCCAUGCGGAGCUGUGACUUCGGAGAUGGAAUGAAGGAGGUCCCUUCCAUCAAUUUAAGGGACUACUAUGCCCAUAAAGUUAAAUCCCUCAUGGCAAGCCUGACGAAUAUGAGCAGGAGCUCACCAAGUGAACUAAGUUUAAAUGAUUCCCCACAUUAGCUGAGAGGACUUGUCAUCUUCAAACCCACACUGCUGAGUUGCCUCCUGUGCCUCUGGCACAGUUCAGGCACCUUGUGGUUAUGGUGUAAGAAGUACGCCCAACCCUAAAGGGGAGAGAUGCAUGGGAUAUGCACCCCAGGUUGCUUUUACAAGUAUUUAGAAUCAUUUUUAGAGGGUGUUGUGUCAGACACCAUGCCUUUGCACCCUUCAAUGAAAUGACACUCACUGGUCUUUGCUUUGUGGGCAUAAAAUGUUCACCUUUCUGCCAGAGGAGUACCACCCAGAAUGCUAAUUUUUCUGUUUAUUGUGUGCUCUACUCUAGUGCUCGUGGCCCAGUACUGUCUGUGAGUUGUUUGUGCUCUUGUCUCUGAGGUUGUCAUGUGAGUUUUGUACAAAAUGCUCCCACAAGUCCAUCCAGUGAAAACACAUCUGUGGGUUCAGCAAGAACGUGAUGGGAUUUUUGCUCAGUCAGGUGAAAACAAAAUCUCAGUCCUUUAGCCACCGCUUUCAUUUAGUUUUGUUACCAAAACAAAGAAUGUGAAGUUAAGCACACAUGACCGAUGCAAGUCCGUGUGUUGUUUUUACAAAUAAUCUGUAGCUCUGUGGCUUGCAUGGGCACACGGGUCACCUUUAGGAUGAUGUACACUGAUGUUCAUCUUGUAAAUGUCGCCUUUAGAGAAUGUGACUCAGUUAGACAUGUAGUGAUGAUUGAAGUUUUCUUUUUGUUUUGUUUUGUUUUGUUUGUUUUGUUUGUUUUCCAAGAAGAGAAGCACUAGGGACAGGGCUUCAGCUAAAUAGGCCAAAUCGUGGGAUAUCUGAAGACCUUUCAAAGUCAGGCCUUCAUCUUUCCAAGAGUGGCCAUAGAGACAUUUAUUUCUGGCUGAGGUUCCUGCUCUAGGCCAUUUGAUGAAAGUUUGCUGUGUCUUAGAUAUACGCAUGUUUCUUGAAAUAUUUAUUUUUUAAGAUGUUUAGAAAUAAGGUCUUCUUGUCUUUCUCAACUAAAAAGAGGUUUACUGUCGUAUUAGCUCCCUGAGGCAAACACUAUUAGAUCGCUAGCGAGGGCCGUAGCUUGGGAACUUUGUUGCCUCCUCUGGAAGCUCAUAAAAUGAGAGCCCCUUUAUAUCAGAGCAGAAUUUACCUAGAUCCUUUUGCUUCUAGGAUACAGUAUGUUAUAUGUGAUGCUCUAAUUGCCCUGCAGUUCCUGGUAUGACAGGGAAACCCGGCAGUGUGGAAGAGUGUACUCAAAAUAUAGACAUGCAUGAAUGAAUCAAGUCUGUGUGGCUAACCCAGGACAGAAAUACUGUAGUGCUUACUUUCAUUUCAAUGACCUUUUGGGAGAAGGUGGGUAGAGGCCAGGAGCAAAGAAAGAGUUGUAAAAUAAAAUAUCAUUACUUCAUAAAAUGUCAUAGAUAACUGCAAACUUCUUGAAAAGCUUACUGCUACUUAAAAGACCUUUCAAUUUUUAAACUUGUGUUGAAAGUUGAGAACGCUUUCCUUCUCCACAAUGCCCUCUUGCCCCUUCUUCAGUCAAACUAGCACACAACAUGGUGAAGGGAACCUAGGGCAACUUUGUAACAUAAUUCUCUAGGUAAUCAGGUGGUUCUUCAGGCGGCUUCCAUUACUGUUUGGUCUUUGGAAGGGCUACUGAAUCCAGGGGUGUAAGUGAGGAGUUAGGCAGGCUUUCUAUCUAAGGUUUGGGCCUUCUCUAAAGACGUCCAUUUUUAAUCUUAGCUGGUUGAAGAAGAUACAUACCUCAGGAUUCUGUCAGAAGGCUUUGUUACUUAUGGUUGCUGUAGCUUCUACAAAGUGGGCAGUUGGUUGGAUGAAUGCACUAGUCCCUCACACCCUUGAGUCUCCAAUUCAAAUCCUCCCAUGAGACUGGAGCCUCACAGGGGGCAUAGAGGUGGCCGCCUCCUCGUGCCCGGGGGUCUACCAUCCACAUCUCUUUGCCAGAAGCAUCAGAAAAGGUGAGAUGACUUGGGGGCGACUGGCUUCCCAGUCAGAAGAGCAGGUUUGUUUUUUAGAGUUUGCACAUGGUGUACAUGGACCACCAGAUUUGGCUCAUGUUUCCAGCACUAGAUGGCAGAGAAUUUACAAAAUUACCCCAGCUGCAUGGAGGGCAGGUGAUGGUACAAAUUUGUGAGCACUGUUCAGUUUGUCAAGGAUCAUAGUUCUCAGGGCACUGAGCAUGGUGUCCAUGGUCACUGACCAUAAAGCCUGUGAAAAGCUGAAACAAGGAAGGAGGCAGAAUAACUCAGUCACUCUCAUGAGUAUUUUUUCAACAGGCAGGUCUUACCACCAAAAAAGAGACCGCUAGUGGUUACUCUUGACAGAUGCGAAAGCUAAAAAACUGGACUUUCCGUUUUAGUAAUGACUUGCAUUUAUUUGGUGCCUUUCACUGGGGGAAUCCCAAAGUGCUUUAGAGACUGUCUUUUUAACAUCUCUUGUACAUAUUUAUGCACUUGUAUAAAAUAUUGCUGUGUCCAUCCUGGACCUUUAGUCACUUCUGAGAGUGAGAAUGUCUUAAUAGCAUCGACUUCUCCAAGCUGUGGUUUCACAUUAGAGGGAGAGAGAACAACCCAGCUGACUUGAACCCUGGAGUUAAUUCCCACAAAGGGUGGUGCCUGAAUGUGGCGUAGGGAGAAAUAACCUUCCUUUCCUUCAAAGUACCACCAAGGUAUGGAGUUCACAAGUGCUCUCAGUUGGGCUCUAACAUCUUAAGUAGCUGUUUCUUCUGGUCUCUGAAACUAAACAGGGAGGAUCAGGUGAAUUUUAUGCUUUGUCUCUGGAGUUAAGAAUACAAUUAUGAGGUGACAUCAUUGGCCACCAGGCUGUCAGAUUGACCCAUAAGCCUCCUUUAGGGGGACACAAUAGAAGCUUCAGAUCACUUAUUUCCAGCUGUGGCUUAAGAGCAACUUCAACUUUCAGCAUUUGAAUGUUGUUAUUUUCAAUGCCAUUGGGACAAAUGUAUGGACCAGGGUCUUCUGACAACAUAUAUGAUGAGCAUUUCAAAAGUGCCAGUUGGAAGUGACACUGUGUCUCUAUUGCAUGGAUAAUGGUUAUAGAUUUGUAUUUGCUGCCAAACACCCUCAUUUCCUGGGUUUGUUCCUGAGGAGAGGUGUGUUGUAAUGCCGAGCUGAUUUGUAGUUCCUAAGGUACUAACUGGUAUUUAACAUUUGGACUUGUUAUUUCUACUUCUCUUAGUACUCAAAUAAUUGAACUACCUACUAAUUCUUGCCUCAUUUCAAAGAAAUGAUUUGUUCUGCACUUUGGGAGAGCAGCAAUCUGUACUGGCUCUGUGUUAUCUACUUGAAGGCUUAACUGGUAUUUCUUGUAUGUUUUAACAGCAUGACUUGUUACAGAGUUGUAAUUUUCAAAAUUGAAAACGCUGUAUUUGCGAUGUCAGUUUUAACACUCAUUAACACACUACUGUGCAAGCAUUGAGAUGGGCCCUGCUGAA
This is a messenger RNA of Canis lupus familiaris (dog), 5021 nucleotides long. It is a transcript of the gene KCNS2, whose product is annotated as potassium voltage-gated channel modifier subfamily S member 2. Bases 128 to 1561 code for a protein of 477 amino acids. The transcript has 2 exons. NCBI's taxonomy places the organism in Eukaryota, Metazoa, Chordata, Mammalia, Carnivora, Canidae. The record is from RefSeq and is a predicted model, not a curated record. Gene Ontology annotation, cellular component: voltage-gated potassium channel complex; membrane. Gene Ontology annotation, molecular function: protein binding; voltage-gated potassium channel activity. Gene Ontology annotation, biological process: protein homooligomerization; regulation of delayed rectifier potassium channel activity; potassium ion transmembrane transport.